AAUUCUCUCUGUCCGUCCAUUUUCAAUCUUCUUCUUCUUCUUGGUUCCUUCCCUCAAAUCCUACCAUAUUCCCUUCCUCUACAUCUGUACCCAAUACCCAUUUCCUCUCUCUCUCUCUCUCUCUCUCUCUCUGGUUGUGUCAGAGCAGAUCUAGAGGGUUUUUUUUUUUUUUGUUACCUUUUGUCUUCACAAGCAAGAGGACCCUUUGUGUCAGAAGGAAAUCCCAACUUCCAAUCCUUAUAUGGUCAUCUGUUUGUCUGUCUUUCAUCCCAAAAGGUAAUAUCUGUCAGAGAGUCGUACUAGGUUUAGGAUCUUCUUUGCAUGCCACCAUGACCACAACAAAGGGUGUAACCCUAAACACAAACUGUCGCAGAAUUAAGUUUGCUCGAAGAUUCAUCACUACCCUCUUGAGAAUGAGAAAGACUAGACCCUCUUCCAGCCUGUCUAUGGAGGCCGAUGUCCGCAAACGCAGUCAGAGAAUAAAGAUCGCGGCGUAUUCGGCCAUGGCUCAUGCAGUCGGGCCAAGAAGGGCUUGGAGCCGCGCCGUUCUUUUCAAGCUUCGAAGCCGAGCAAGGCACCAGAGUAUGAUUAGGAGGAGAUCCUUCCGUUUACAGAAGAAAAGAGUUGUUAAGAAUGAUAAUAUUCCCUCGGGAGAGGUAAGCCAAGCCGACAAGCUUAGACAGCUUGUGCCGGGUGGAAAAGCCAUGGAUGUGUGCAGCUUGUUAGAGGAGACAGCCCACUAUAUAAGCUGCCUUGCCACCCAGGUUAAGGUCAUGCAAACUAUUGCUGAUCGCUUUUCUAAAUGAGCAUCCUUAAUCUUUUCUACAUAUAGACAAUGUCAGGGAGGGAACACCAAAAAAAAAAAAAAAAAAAAAAGAAGAAAAAGAAAAAGAAAAAAAGAAUAAGGAUAGAUCAUAUACAAACCUAAACGUAUUUAAAGACUCUUACUCUUUUUCUUUUUUUUUCUUUUUUUUUUUUUUUUGAGGAGGACUCUUCCUUUUCUCUUGAUUGUACAUAGAUAAUCCGACUGGUAAUGAGGGGACGAUGAAUAGCCUUUUAUAUUACGAUUAUA
This is a messenger RNA of Alnus glutinosa, 1072 nucleotides long. RefSeq names its product transcription factor IBH1. Bases 330 to 806 code for a protein of 158 amino acids. Lineage: Eukaryota; Viridiplantae; Streptophyta; Magnoliopsida; Fagales; Betulaceae. The record is from RefSeq and is a predicted model, not a curated record. Gene Ontology annotation, biological process: regulation of DNA-templated transcription. The transcript has a single exon.